Messenger RNA from Micromonas commoda, 1164 nucleotides. RefSeq lists its product with no specific name. The transcript has a single exon. Lineage: Eukaryota; Viridiplantae; Chlorophyta; Mamiellophyceae; Mamiellales; Mamiellaceae. The record is from RefSeq and is a predicted model, not a curated record. The coding region runs from base 1 to 1164 and encodes 387 amino acids.
AUGCCCUUCCCCAAUCUCGUGCGGGCGCGGAAGAAGGCGCGCUCCUCGGGGAGCGCGUUGAAGAGUGAGUCCGCUUUCCGAGCGUCGGAGAGCGGUGGGCGCCAGUCCUCGGAGGCGGCCUGGCGAAUCCGCGCGAGAUUGGGGAGACGCGCGCGUGACCCGGAAAAAGCAGGGACACGCGGAGCGGAUCUGGAGGAUCGACCAUCUCCAGGGACGAUGAACGCGCGCGAGGGAUCCAACAAGGCGCAGGCCGCGGCCCUCGCGGCCGCGGUUGAGCCAUCGGUGAGGCACAGCCACGACGACACUCGCGCUCGAUCGCGCUCUCGCGAUAAGAGCCUAGAGACUCCCCCUCGGAACUCCUCUGAACCCACGCGCACAUCCCUUCGCAAACCUUCUUCUCCCGAAGGCGGCAAUUUGAAGCGAGACGGCGGCGCGACGCGGAGGCACGCAUCGGACAGCGACGGAGACGUCUCGGACGACACCCAGUACGAAAGGUACGCAUCCGACCGCGAUGACUCGUCACCCCGCAGGCGCGAAGACGACGAAGACGACGAACACGACGACGAGCCGUACGACCCCGCGGCCGACGACCACCCCGGGCCCCCGUGCGAUCUGAAGUUGGAGUACUGGAUGCGAAGCGAGGAGUGCACCGAGCGAAAACGCGCGCACGUCGCCGCCAUCGACGAGCGCGGCGGGUACUGGGGCAUGGAGGACCACAUCGAGGAGACGGUGUUCGCGCCGCACGGCGACGUGGUGUUGGAACGCAACAUGUUCCCCUACGAGACCCCGCGCGGGAUCUCGCACUGUACGCUCUGGUCGCGAUCGCGAAUGUCGGAGCGGGACAUCGUCAGAUGGACCAAGGCUUGGCUGCUGGAACACCUGCCGGACGCGCUCAGGUUCAACUACGACCUGAACGACAACAACUCGAUCGACAUCCCGCACUACCACGUGUUCAUCGAGAGGCCGGUGAGUGGUGACGCCGACGAGGACGAGCGGGGAGCGGGCUCGGCGGCGAGCGAACCCGGUGAGUUGGUUAAAGAUUCGUCGACGACGGAUUCGGACGAAGGGUUCGAGAAGAAGAAGGAGAAGAGGGGACGCGACGAGACGGACUCGGACGCGGCCCCGGCCGCCAAGGCUGCGAGGUUCGACCGCAUCGAGCCCUGA